AGACACAUUUGUUUUCUACCACACAGAAAAAUUACCAUAUAAGCCUCAUUAUUCCCCAUCAUUAUUUUAUUCUGUUAUUAUUGGCAACAAACAUAUUGACAAAUUACAAUGUAAAAGAUUACAAAUUAAAUGUAAAAGAAAUAGUCAGGCGUACCAGUAAAACACUCUUGAACACAUAGUUAAAUCAAUGACAAAUAAGGAUGACAUAUGAUAAAAAGGAGAAAUCUGUUUAAAACACAUGGCAAGUUUUUAGAAGAAACAUUUACAUUUUGUAAAACAUUUAUGAUUUUAACCAAUUAAAAAAAAAAAAGUCAAGUGGUGUAACCAAGUAAAAAGUACUAAAAUAUGUGCCUUGGACCUUGAAUACAUGUGAGUGUUAACUUAAUCACACCAUAUCACCUGAUAUUUUAUUUUAUACAACAGUUCUUUUUGGUUUUCAAAUCUGAGAGCUGUGUUAUAUUCUCCCAGUAUCAGCACUGGUACCGUUUCACCGUUUGUAUUACUCCACUUGUGGGGACUGUCAUGGCAGUCGAGCAACUUUACCGUAUUUUUUUUAUAAAUACUACUGUUGUUAUGUCACGAAAUGUAGUUCAAAGAGUUUUUAGGCAAGAAUGUAGUUAUUUAGACCUCAAAUAUGUGACUCAUAUAUAAACAUAGCGCCUAUUUUACUAUUUGUUUUGAGGCUUUCGCAGAUCAUCGGCCAUUCAGUGCUCAUGUACUCGCAGAGAACAGCUUCAUUUCAGCCAGUCAUUUGGGUAUUUCGAACUGUUGUAUAAACACAAUAUCACACUCGUAGCCGUACGAUAUGGCUGUAUAUCAGCACACUGUGAUUACCUAUAGCCGAAACACAGCCAUGCUGAUAUACAGCCAUAUCGCAUGGCUAUGAGUGUGAUAUUGGUCAUAUAUUAUAUUUUCAAAAACAUUUUCAAACAUGGCUUUCAAGGUAAAACAAAUAUAUUGUAACUGAGCAAAAAAAGUGCCUGUCAUGAGUUCAAAAACAAUUUUCUUUGAAAAGAAAUUAGUUUUUUUUAUUAGUUUUUUUUUUUAAAGAAAUAAUGCCAACUACUUAUGCAAGCAUUCAUUUUUAAAUAAUUCAGGAGUUUAAAAAAAAAAAAAAAAAAAUCUCCAAACAGUUACACUACCUUGACAAGUGUGUUCAUUAUCAAAGAGGUGAUGACUAUUCAAGUCAUUUUAAUGCAUGUUUGAAUAAGAAAAUGAGCGUCGCGUCAAAAUGUCUUACAAAAUCAAAAUUUGGUUUGUUUUCCGACUAUUUCAUCUGAAUAAAGAACCUUCCAUAAAUAAUAAAAAGACAAUAAGCUGGUACAAGGGUUCUAGCCUCCUCACCAGACUCUGCUCAUCACGUGACGUGACAUCUGCUGGUUAUAGCAACUAGAGAACGCCAGUAAUAUAGAUGUCGAGAGAAAGGAUCGUGGUGGCACAGAGGAGUUCAGGCAUCAGUGCGCAGUCGCCUUACCAGUCGGAGCUCCGGUCUCCAGCGCUGCCGUUACGCACAGGUUCAUCUCAUCACCAAGCACCUGAUUUACAGAGACUACGCGGAUUUUUGCCCUCUUUAUGACACGAUGUAAGGCAGAUAUGUGGGCUUUCCGUUGAGGGAUAUGGUCACUGCUGAGCUGCCAAAGUGGAGCCGCGCGUAUCACGGAUCGGGGCGCUCCUGCAGGGUCUAGGAUGCGCGCCCGGAACAUCCCGAUUCUUACCUGGGUUCGGGGCUGACCAGGAGUCCACUGCCUCUGCUGGGCGCAGAGGCGGGAGGAGGACGCAGUCGACCCGCACCAGGAUGCCCGUGAUGAGAGGUCUGCUGGCCCCGCAGAACACCUUCCUCGACACCAUCGCCACCCGUUUCGAUGGCACCCACAGUAACUUUGUGCUGGGGAAUGCACAGGUCCAGUCUCUUUAUCCCAUCGUGUACUGUUCUGAUGGCUUCUGUGAACUCACUGGCUAUGCCCGGGCAGAACUGAUGCAGAAGAGCUGUGCCUGUCAUUUCCUGUAUGGGCCGGAGACCAGUGAUAGGCUGAUGGCACAGAUCCAGGGAGCACUGGAUGAAAGGCGGGAGUUUAAGACAGAACUGGUCUUCUACAAAAAAGGAGGAACUCAGUUCUGGUGUCUUCUGGAUAUCGUGCCCAUUAAGAAUGAGAAGGGAGAGGUGGUGCUUUUUCUAGUAUCACACAAGGACAUAACAGACAACAAGAAAGUCCAAGAUGAAGAACAGAGCCCAGACAGAGACGAGGAGACGGGGUUGGAGGUGCACAAGGUCACGCGGCCACCGGGCUUCAAUGCCAACCGGCGGCGCAGUAGAGCUGUGCUUUACCAGCUGUCUGGACACCUGCAAAAACAAGACAAGAGCAAACUCAAGAUCAACAAUAACAUGUUUGGCGAGAAGCCGCCCAUCCCAGAGUACAAAGUGGCAGCCAUUCAGAAGAGCCGUUUUAUUCUUCUCCAUUACGGCACUUUCAAAGCUGGCUGGGAUUGGCUGAUCCUCUUAGCGACCUUUUAUGUAGCAGUUACUGUGCCCUACAAUGUCUGUUUCACUGUCGUCGGUGGACGGGAUGAGGCAUCGACCCCUAGAAGUCCACCGAGUGUGAGCGACAUCCUUGUGGAAAUCCUUUUUAUGUUAGAUAUUUUGCUAAACUUUCGCACCACAUUUGUGAGCACAUCAGGCCAGGUGGUGUAUGAUGCGCGAUCUAUCUGUGUGCAUUAUGUCACCACUUGGCUCUUUGUGGACCUGAUUGCUGCGCUACCUUUUGACCUGUUGUAUGCCUUCAAUGUCAGUGUGUACUUUGGAGUUCAUCUGCUGAAGACGGUUCGAUUGUUACGGCUUCUACGCUUGCUGCAAAAGCUGGAGCGCUACUCCCAGUACAGCGCAGUUGUACUCACAUUACUCAUGUCCAUGUUCGCCUUGCUGGCACAUUGGAUGGCCUGUGUCUGGUACGUCAUUGGCCGCAGUGAGAUCGAGAGCAACAGCCCUGGUUCCUGGGACAUUGGCUGGUUGCAUGAGCUGGGUAAACGUUUGGGUACCCCCUACUUCCUGUCCCCGCUUGCAUCCCUCAUUCCUGAUUCACUGCGCCCCACCAUCUUGGAUGGAUUGGUGGUCAAUUCAAGCCAGUGGAACGGCACUGAUUUGGUGGGACAUGAGUCUGUGUGGAACUCGAGCCAAUGGAACACAACAGGAGUGGGGCCGAUGGGCACCUCAAAUACCAAACAGACUGCAGCUGUAUUGGAAGGUGGGCCCUCGAUUCGGAGUUCAUAUGUGACGUCGCUGUACUUUGCUUUAAGCAGUCUGACCAGUGUGGGAUUUGGCAAUGUCUCAGCCAAUACUGACUCAGAGAAGAUCUUCUCUAUCUGCACCAUGCUGAUUGGAGCACUCAUGCAUGCCGCGGUCUUCGGUAACGUGACGGCCAUUAUCCAGCGGAUGUACUCACGGCGCUCACUCUAUCACACUCGUACCAAAGACCUCAAAGACUUCAUCCGCGUGCAUAGGCUGCCCAAGGCUCUCGCGCAGCGCAUGCUGGAGUGCUUUCAGACGACAUGGUCCGUCAACAACGGCAUCGAUGUCAGCGAGCUUCUGAAGGACUUCCCAGAUGAAUUGCGGGCUGACAUUGCCAUGCAUCUGAAUAAAGAGCUCUUACAGCUGCCUCUGUUUGAAUCGGCCAGUCGAGGGUGUCUGCGCUCCCUCUCGCUUAUCAUCAAAACUUCUUUCUGUGCUCCAGGGGAGUUUCUUAUUCGCCAGGGUGAUGCUCUGCAGGCCAUAUACUUUGUCUGCUCGGGCUCCAUGGAAGUGCUCAAGGACAACACUGUGCUGGCUAUACUGGGAAAAGGGGACCUGAUCGGAUCGGACUCGCUGACGAAAGAGCAGGUGAUCAAGACUAACGCAAACGUGAAAGCUCUGACAUAUUGCGACCUGCAGUACAUCAGCCUGAAAGGACUGCGAGAGGUGCUGCGCCUCUAUCCUGAAUACGCCCAGAAAUUUGUCAGCGAAAUUCAGCACGAUCUCACCUAUAACCUGCGGGAGGGCAGUGGAGCUGACCUGGACUGGGAAAGCAACGGCGGUCUGGUGAAGAAACUUCCUGCUAUCCGUGAGGACGAGGAGAAUGAUGAAGAGCAGAACUCGGUGUCAAGAGCCCAGCGGUCUCCCCUUCGGCUGACCAGAGGCCUCAGCUCCCCACUGCGAUCGCCACUCCUCCCUCCUCGCCCCUUCCGCCCUCCAUCAGACCACACGCGACCCGCCACCCUCCAGAUCCCUGUGGUCAGUUUCAGCAGCGCUCCUCCAGAACUCAGCCCCAGGUUUGUGGAUGGCAUAGAGACAGAAAGCAAUUCCAGCUCAACACAAAGGUUUGAGUUCGGUCCCAGCCUACCUCAGAGCGGCCCCCCGUCCCCUUCACCAGUGAACCAGGAGCAGCUGGAGACCAAGCAGAGCAUCACCAAACUGAGCGAGGAGAUGACUAGUCUAUCCCAGCAAGUCUCUCAGCUGAGCAAAGAGCUACAGGAAAUGACACGUCUCCUCCGGCCCUUGCUUGUCAUUGGAUCUCAACCCCUCCUAACAGCCAUGAGUCCAACAAUACCUCCGUCUACCAGCAGUAGCAGCAGUCCAACAAUAUCCACACCACCAGCUCCUUCGCCCACAGCCCCGCUGUCCGCACCACUCAGGCCUGGAUGCUUACUAUUGGACAGCGCAGAAACUGGAAGCAUUGGCUUGCCCAGCUGCCUCAUACCCACCAGCCCACCACAGAGACACCAAGCACAUGCUCAGGUGUCUCCGGCAGGCUGUUUAAGGGGACCUUCCUUGCCAGUCCUCCUUUCUCCAGUGACAGCCCAAACGGAGGGACCAGGUGGCCAGGCAGCUCCGACCCAGCCACCGCAGACCAGUCACCCCCCAUCUCCAUCUCUAACCUUUUCUUCCUCGCUUCCUUCUUUCCGCUCCCAGUCUACUUCCUGCUCUCCCUGCCAGGGGCCUCAUCGACCUGCCAGUCAGAGCAGAAGUUUGCUACCUAGACCCCCCUCACAGGACACCCCGCCUCCACCACCCUCUCAUUGCUCGGCACCACCCUCGAUCAAUAACUCCCCUGGCGACCACAGGCUGGGGAUCAACACAUUUCCCUUGCCCCCUUCCUCCGCUGACACUGCUCCUCGGAUCCAGCCACUGUCGUGCACUCCUCCUUCUUGCCCGCACACCUCCCCACCCUUGCCCUGCUCCCUGGACUCCCUGCCAGAAACCCAGGCCUCUUUUGGCACUUCCGGGUCCCCGCAGAACCCCAGGUCAGGACCUCCUCAGUUAGAGUUUGAGAUGCAAGAGUGGGCAGCAGGAGGGAGACCUUCCACAGAGCAUAUCAGCUUCAUAGAUGAAGAGGGACCGCCACUGUGAGUGACUGAAAGAUGAAUACUACAACUAGUUGACUUAGCAAAUAAUGGAGUGGUGAACUGGGCCAACAGCAAUUACCCCAACACACCUACAUUCUGAAUAACAGACAAUACUGAUUGCUGUUCCUUCAGGACAACACUUGUAAUCGGACAAAUUGUGGAUCUGUUUCAAAAUCAUAGUGAGCUGCCUAGCUAGACAGCAUUUUCGGGCAUUCUUAUAUGAUUUUUAGCCAAAAUCAAAGAUAAGACAUAUUAAUAAAGAUAAGACAUAUUAGAACGCACUGUUGAUCAGUGAAAAGUUUCAUCCAAGAUUAUCCCACUUGUUACAUGAAACAAAACCACACAAGAGUUUAUGUCAUUGUGUAAAUACUGUACUUGCGAGAUGACAUGGACGUUUUACUUGGAGCUAUUCAUGUCCUCAGACUCUAAAUUUA
This is a messenger RNA of Megalobrama amblycephala (Wuchang bream), 5807 nucleotides long. RefSeq names its product potassium voltage-gated channel, subfamily H (eag-related), member 3 (gene kcnh3). Gene Ontology annotation, biological process: potassium ion transmembrane transport; regulation of membrane potential. Lineage: Eukaryota; Metazoa; Chordata; Actinopteri; Cypriniformes; Xenocyprididae. Gene Ontology annotation, cellular component: membrane. Bases 1796 to 5377 code for a protein of 1193 amino acids. The transcript has 15 exons. Gene Ontology annotation, molecular function: voltage-gated potassium channel activity. The record is from RefSeq and is a predicted model, not a curated record.